Molecule: messenger RNA, 1084 nt
Organism: Ostrinia furnacalis (Asian corn borer)
Lineage: Eukaryota; Metazoa; Arthropoda; Insecta; Lepidoptera; Crambidae
Exons: 1
Coding region: 1-1023 (340 amino acids)
Source: RefSeq, a predicted model, not a curated record
AUGAAAGCAUUAACGAUCACCCUGAUAGCUACUUUCUCAAUAUUUUCUAUAAAUGGCAGAUUAAUAGAUAAAACGGAGAAGAAUGACGAAACACCACCCACAGAACCUACACAUCCCGUUCGUGUAUCCAGACAAGCUUUUUACGAAGACCCCAUCGGAAUGUCUAGAGAAGAAAACUUUCAAUUAAAAGAAGAAUUCAAGCCUUACAUCAGGAGAGGACGGUACAGCAUGAGGUCGAAGUCCAGAGAUGAGAAAGUAACAAAAGCAGCUAAAGAAUCUCGUGAAGUUACUGUUACAACCAAAAAACUUUCAACAGAAUCCGAAGAAGUCAAACCGACAAAAACCCUAGUGAAGAAACCAAUACCAAAAUUUAACGAAGUCGACUACGAAGAUUUCCAAGGCAAAAUGAAUAAAUCGCCAGUGAAAUUCGCUGAUUCUGGUGAGCAUGAAGACGAGGACUUCAAUUUAGAUGACUACGAGUUCGACGUUAAUCACGAUGAAUUUGUUGGAAGAGGGAAACCUUUAGAGCCGCGACUAAAACUUAAAGAACCUAAAGGAAAUGGUGAGAAGAAGACUCCUAAAACAAGACCAACGUCACUAUCACCGCCUGAAAUCAAAAUGCAAAGCAAAGUUGUAAUUCCUUCGGAGCCUCUGAAACGUACGAAGAAUGGUAUAUCCAAGAAAGCUGCACACAAGAUGAAGGAGGAUUACUACGAUGACGUUAUCACCACAACUAAAGCACCAGAAAUUGAGACGAAACGGGACACGGAUGACGAGUUUUCAGAUGACACUGAAGAGAGUAAGGAAUUUAAUAACAAGAAUCCAGUGAGAGUAGUAAGAUCACCUUGGUUUGUCAAGUUUAUCGCAAGUAAAAUGGGUGAUAAAACUGCGACAGGUUUAACGAACGUUGCAAAUGCUCUCCAACCAAUGUGGCCGCCAUCAGAUAUGACUCCUGACAUCAUUAGUGACCUGGCUAACGAUCCUAUGGUAGACCCUCUGACUGGAAAUCAUUUUAUGUUUUAAUCGUGUUUUUUCUACAAUACUUACGACUAAUAUUGGUUUGAAUUUGGUUUACAGUACAUAG